Molecule: messenger RNA, 1599 nt
Organism: Clonostachys byssicola
Lineage: Eukaryota; Fungi; Ascomycota; Sordariomycetes; Hypocreales; Bionectriaceae
Source: the annotation of a GenBank genome assembly
AUGUCGGACAUCAAGAAACUUGACGUCCAGCAUGUUGAACCAGUAGGCGAGCAUGGGAACCCUGCCAUCCUCGCUGCCUCGUCCCCGGCUGCCCGUUUUGAGCAUCGCCAGCAUUCGCUCUCCAGGGUCGAGGCCAUCAAGGAAAACAAACUUCCUCUAGCAUGGUGUAUGUACAUGUUCUUCAUCUGCGUCGCCUGGGGCUUCGACGGAUUGGCAGGUGGUGUGGUCGUCUCCAUUGCAGAGUUUCGAAAGGACUACGGCAAGCCUUACGAAGGAGACUACGUUGUUGACGCAAACUGGCAACUCGGAUUCCAGGCCGGAACCCUCUUCGCUAUGGUGUUUGGAGGGUGGAUGGCCGGCCUGUUCAUCGACCGAGUAGGUCGCCAGCCCGUCAUCGGAGCGGCUUUCAUCAUCUCCAUUGGUGGUGUUUUCCUACAAGUAUUCAGUAAAAACAUUGGCCAAUUCCUAGGAGGAAAGGUUUUGACUGGUAUUCCUCUCGGUGUCUUUACCACCGCUGCUCCUCCAUAUGCAUCUGAGAUGGCUCCUCUGGCUAUUCGUGGCUCCAUCUCGGCUGGAAUGAAUUUCGCCAUCGUGCUAGGUCAACUCAUCGGAUAUGGUGUCAUGCGGCAAGCUAGUUUCUACGGUGACUCCAGGGCUUACAAGGUCCUAUUUGCCACCCAGUGGGGAUUUGCCGCGGUGGGAAUUGCCAUCUUACCUUUCUUUCCAGAGUCGCCAUAUUGGCUCGUUGCCAAUGGAAAAUCUGAAAAGGCGCGAAAGAAUCUUGAGAAGCUUCACGAUGCCGACUACGACUUCGAUGGACACAUGGCGGAGAUCAACGACUCUCUAACAUUACAGAGACAACAAAGCGAUUCUCAAGGGGGUAUGUUAGACUGCUUCAAGAAAGAUGCCUGGAAGAGAACGUUGGUGGCAACCAGCAUGUUCUUCAUCCAAAACUGCUGCGGCUCAGCAUGGGUUAUCGGAUACAUGAGCUAUUAUUUCCAACUUGCGGGCAUGGAAGUUUCAAAAUCGUUCGACACGACUGUCGGUCUUUGCGGGAUGAUGGUUGUGGGGAACAUUUGCAGUUGGUGGUUCAUCGACUGGUUUGGAAGACGAUCAACUGCUUUGUACGGAUGCAUUGCCCUCUGUGUCACGCUAUUCCUCAUUGGAAUUCUUUCCGUGAUCAAGGCUUCCGGAGCGGUCUGGGGUCAGGUUGUGUUCAUGGCUGUUUGGUCUUUCGUUUACCAAGCUACCGUCGGCGCCGUUGCAUGGCCGAUCGCAACUGAGGCUGCUACAUCUAGACUGCGUGGCCCAACACAAGCUCUAGCAACUAUGGUCAAUGGACUCUCCUCAUCAAUCUGGAGUAUGUCUCUUCCGUAUGCCAUUAACCCUGAUCAGGGGAACCUCGGAGGAAAGAUUGCAUUUAUCUUCGGUAGCACGCUUGCUAUAUCUGCCAUCUUCAUUUUCUUCAUGAUUCCUGAGACCAAAGGGCGGACAUAUAUUGAGAUUGAUGAGCUAUGGGCACGGGGAAUACCACCACGGAAGUUCAAGGAGACUGAGCUUGUCACAGUUCCCGUGGAGGAGUUGAAGACUGUCGAUUAG